Oryza sativa Japonica Group (Japanese rice) is the source of this 2255-nucleotide messenger RNA. NCBI's taxonomy places the organism in Eukaryota, Viridiplantae, Streptophyta, Magnoliopsida, Poales, Poaceae. The record is from RefSeq and is a predicted model, not a curated record.
CACCUUCCUAUCGCUACAGUACUCCUUCUAUCUCUGGACAGAACCCGAGCUCCUGUGCCCACUGCCCAUGCAACUCGACGCCCCCGCUUCCUCUGUAGAAUCCGUUGCAUCCCGUGACUCGUUUCCCAAAUUGGUUGAAGGGAUUUCUUCCCUUAUCCUCCUCUUUCUUUCCCCUCAAGAAUCGGAGCAAAUCCCAUCGUAUAUCGCUUGGAUUCGAAGCGGAGUUCAUCUCCUAUUUUCCCGGCGAACCUUAACCAAUCCGCCGCCAAAUCCUCACGGGUCCGAGCCUAUUUCCUCCACCUUUGCCUAUAAAUAGCAGUAUCAAUACCUCCUCUUCCGUUUCUAUCUUUUUCCAGAGCUUUUCCCUAACCUUAGCCGCCUGCCCGCGCUCGUCUCCUCGCUCCGCCGCCGGCCGCCGCUCCAGUCGGUCGUAGCCGUCGACUCCGACAUCUCCGGUCAGCGCCGUCGCCUCCAAUGGGACCAAAGCGAAGAGUGGAAGACCGGCCACCAUCUGCCCGAAGCCGAAGACCCCGGGAAGCCCUUCGUCGCCGUUAAGGCCGAGUUCGCCGUCGCGUUUUGAUCUUCGGCGAAGCCCCGCUGCUCCUCCCGUCGUCGCCCAGCUUCGUCGCCACCUCCGUUGGGUUCGAAAGGAGGAGCUGCACCCCGGCCACCCCUCCGUUGCCGCCGCUCGUUGUCGGAAAGCCGCCGUCGCCGCCGUCCCGAUCUCAUCGCCGCCUCUACCUCGCCGCCGGCCGUCUUCCGUUGUCGUUCGUCGUCGUGCCGCCCCUCGCUCAUCGUUUCCGUUGUUGCGAAGAUUCGUGAGUGCGUCGGAAGUGUUCAAGAAGAUUAAUUGAAGACCGAUUAUUGCAAGGAGCACACUCUUCGAUCGAUGGUGGGCUGAGUGGAAGAAGCAUUUAUUCCAUCUAUCAGCCUCAAUGUUCUUCACGAUAAUCUUCUCGGACUCGAUGCCUCAGACCACAGAUUCCUCACUGCCUUACACUAGCCAAAGUGGGAAGCCGAUUAACUAUGCUGCAGGGAUUAUCCCAAAUGGUGGUGGACUAGCUCCUUCAGUGAUCGGCUAUAUGGCCCCCAAGACAACUAAUUUACUAUAUGGGCAAACUCAUGAACCGAUUCCAGUUGAAACUUGUAAAAGGAAAAGCACUAAGCAAUCGGAUGUCAAGCCAUCGGCUGCUAAACCUCCUGCCGCCUCGAAAAAGGUAGCAAAGAAGCAAAAGUUUGCUGCCGAUGAUCUACCUCCUUUGGAUCGUGAUGUAGAGGAGGUCCUGGAGAAUGAAGAAAUAGAGGAGGCCAUUGAUAAUGCUGCUGCUGGCAUGAGUGACACCAGGGCCUUAUCCGCAAGCCCUACGGGUCGAGCUGGGACACCUCCAGCUGGUACACCAAGUCCCAACAAGACGCCAGAUGCUCCAACACCGGCCCCUAAAAGUGGUGCAGACGAAGAAGCCAAGGGCUGCUAAGAAGAAGAAAUCCACUCCGCCUCCAUUGCCUCCUCGAUCUCCAUCUCCUCGUCGGCUAGCAUCUAGUGAGCACACCCCGUCGGCUGUGGACAGUCAUCACUUGGGAACACCAGAACAUCCACCUCUUGUUGUGCCUGUCUUGGCCAAUAUGUUUUCCUUUGACGUUAAACAGUUCCUAGAUGAAGAAGAAGAGGAAACCACCAGUGGAGCCUUGGUCCCUCUUGAUGAUGAUCUCAAGACCAAACUCAUGGAUAUUGCUCAACGGCUAGGGAGUUCCUUGGAUUCCUUGGUUACUGGCUGCGGGUCAAUCAGGGCCAGGUUUGAAGAGAUCCACCACCAGAUCCCAGAAGAUGAAGCCGACAUCAUUUCCCUGGCUGUAUAUCUAGAGCAACAUCGUUUCAAGCUGGAAAGGGCACAACAAAGAAUAGCAGACAUGCGCGAGAGAGCUAAACUGGAAGCAACAAUCGAAGCUAAUCGGCUCUUCAUUAAUGAAAAAAAAGUCAAGCUUGAUGAGAUGAUCGUCGGGCUAGGCUCUACUCAAGUGAACAUAGAUCGGCUAAAAACCAGGGAGGCCGAACUAGUAGCUGAGCUUGAAGCGUGCCGAUUUCCCUAGGGCUAUUGAAGAACAAACGUCUAAAUUGAGGAAAUCCGUCAAGCAUCUCUCUGAAUUGAGCAAGUCCUUGAAGGUGAUUCCUAGUGUCACGCCCGGAAAUUCACUAGUAAUUUCCGAACUUAUUUGUACAAAAAACCUUCGUCUAGGAAUCAGCCGAGGUACACAAA